Molecule: messenger RNA, 1202 nt
Organism: Malus domestica (apple)
Lineage: Eukaryota; Viridiplantae; Streptophyta; Magnoliopsida; Rosales; Rosaceae
Product: nudix hydrolase 16, mitochondrial-like
Cellular component (GO): nucleus; cytoplasm
Molecular function (GO): pyrophosphatase activity
Source: RefSeq, a predicted model, not a curated record
AAUGCAAUUGAUUCCUGUUAAUUAUACAAAGAACACACAGACCUCACAAUCUCAUUCUAUGCUUUAUAUCACUCUGUCGCGAAUGCUUAACGAUGCAAGACUAGCAAGGAGUUGAUAAAGACACAGGUUACGGAGCAACUCCAACUCCAGGCGACCCAUUUCCGUUCCCGUACUUGUGUCCGUAACCGUCCUCCCUCAACCGACAUAAAUACAAUCAGUAGCCGCGGUCGUGUCGGUUUACCGUGUCGCGUGACAUCUCACACUCACAGCAUCCGUGGGUUUCGUAAGAGUCAUACAAACAGGGAAAAAAAUACAGAAACGCAAGAAGCAAGGCAGUCGUAGGUUGCAUAGGAAUCUCAGCCAACCCAACCCACAACAAACAACGAUUCAAUUCACACUUCUCAUACACUCGUAGCCCACAUACACACAAAAAGGCACCAAAACCCACAAAGAAUCUGUGUUUUUUAGGCUGUCAAGGCUAAUGUCCGACUUGGUGGCUCGCACCGGCCGCCACCAGCAGCGCUACGAGGCCGGCCACCGCCUUGUCGCCGGGUGUAUUCCUUUCAAAUAUAGAAAUACUGGAGAAAAUAGUGAUGGCACAUAUGAGAAGGUUGUUGAGGUACUAAUGAUCAGCACAACUAGUGGACCUGGGCUUGUGUUUCCAAAGGGUGGAUGGGAAAAUGAUGAAACCGUUCAGGAAGCAGCAAUACGUGAAGCUGUGGAAGAGGCUGGAGUACAAGGGGAUAUAAUGGAUUGUUUGGGGCACUAUUUUUUUAAGAGCAAGACCCUGCAAGAUGAACUUAGUCCCGAGGGAUUGUGCAAAGCUGCCAUGUUUCCUUUGCUUGUGAAGGAAGAGCUCGAGUUUUGGCCAGAACAAAACAAUCGUCGGCGAAGUUGGCAUUCCAUCCCUGAAGCUAUAGAACUUUGCCGGCAUCAAUGGAUGAAAGCGGCCCUUGAGGAAGGUUUCUCAAGGUGGUUUGCGGAACAGAUGAUAAGCACUCAAAAAGAGAACCACUUCAUUUCACCUGAUUCAUCUGCAGACCAGGAAUAAUUACAUGACUGGAACUAAUUUCAGCGCAUUUUCCUUUCGUUUUUGGGGUUCAUAACAUUGCAGGCCCAUUCCAGAGCUUUGCCCAUCCAACUUAGAGAAACAUUCAGAGGAGCUAUUGUUGUGAAUAUCGUGUUUAAUGAAAGAAAAAAAA